Molecule: messenger RNA, 5484 nt
Organism: Epinephelus fuscoguttatus (brown-marbled grouper)
Lineage: Eukaryota; Metazoa; Chordata; Actinopteri; Perciformes; Serranidae
Gene: lnx2b
Product: ligand of numb-protein X 2b
Exons: 10
Coding region: 452-2542 (696 amino acids)
Molecular function (GO): protein binding; metal ion binding; ubiquitin-protein transferase activity
Source: RefSeq, a predicted model, not a curated record
UGCUCACAAGUAUGUUUGGUCGAAACUGGGAAAGUCGCCCAGUCCUCUCCUGUAGGUUGGACUACACCUGGGACACGGGGCUGCCGGGAUAACUCACCGACAGCAGCACUGCGGUAAAACACACCAGAAAGCCUCGGCGGUGUGUCUGCUGUCCCGUGUGUCUGUAGGGAGCUGCUUUUAUAUAAAUCCAUAAUUCAGUGAGUUCACAGCCAUCUCUUUGUCUUAGCUAGCGACACGUUAGCUGCUUCCGGAAAACAACCUUCACACAGAAAAUCACAAUGAAGACAUGGAGAUAACAUUUUUGGCUCUGGAUCGUCAAUUCACUUUCACAGUUUGAAUGGAUUUUAACUUUGGACGCGCAGACAUAGACUUGUGUACCACCCACAGUUCUUGAGGAGAUAAGAGGACGCUUAUCAUUUCCAGAGAAUUUUGGACUGAUCGUCUUCAGCCAAUGGCUACAACAGAAACCAAAGCUGCCAGCAGCAGUAGCACUCCGGGUCUGUCGUGGGCCCGGGUGUGUAAGGAGUGUGGCCAGGUGCACGAUGGCCCGGACAGCCACCUGUACGAGUACCAGGAUGAUGUGGACGAUGAACUGGUUUGUCACAUCUGCCUGCAGCCCCUCCUCAGACCUAUGGACACCCCUUGUGGCCACACAUAUUGCUUUCAUUGUCUGAGCAACUUCUUGAAAGAGCAGGACUUCUGCCCCGUAGACCGCCUGAGGCUGCAGUUGCAGCAAUGCCGUCCCUCCAGUUUGCUGGUCAGGAACCUGCUGGACAAGCUGAUUGUGAUGUGCCCCCACUCCUCAGAGUGUCAGCACCAGAUGCAGCGCUGUGAGCUGCAGCCUCACCUGCACAACAGAUGUCCCGUUUUUAGAAGACUGAGGGAGGAAGCAGAGAAGAGGAAGAGGCCCUCGUGGAAUGAGCUAAAGGGGCGUAAGAGUGACGGGGAGUCGUCUGGUGAUGCUAAACAUUCAGCAACGCUGCCCCGAAAUCCCACCAGAGAUCAGCCUGAACCUGGGCUCAUUAAUCCUGCCUAUGAAGAAAGUGAGGAAGACAACACCCCCCUGCGGUCCAGUCUGGUGGCUGAGGCCAACAUGGUGGAGCUGUUCAGAGAGGAGCCAGAGGAGGAGCUGGGCCUUCGCAUCGUGGGGGGGAAAGACACACCACUGGGGAACAUAGUCAUCCAGGAGAUUGUCCGGGACUCGCUAGCAGCUCGUGAUGGCAGACUGGCCCCGGGGGACCACAUCUUAGAGGUGAAUGACAUCAGUCUGGCUUCAGUCCCCCACUCUCGGGCCAUCGCAGUGCUGCGGCAGCCUUCUCUCCUCCGGCUCACUGUCAUGCAGGAGAAAGGCUUCAAAACAAGGGAUCCACGUUCUGAUCAUCACCCUUCCUCCAGCACCACAUCCACUGCCUCCCAGUCCUCUCACAGUCCCCAUGGCAACGCUACCAAUCACAACCCGGGCACAGUACUGCAGGUGACGCUCAUGAAGAGUCAGCGCAGCGAACCGCUCGGCAUCAAACUCAUCCGCAAAUCAGACGAGAGCGGAGUUUUCAUCCUGGACCUGCUGUCUGGUGGUUUGGCAGCCAAAGAUGGAAAACUGAGGAACAAUGACAAAGUACUGGCCAUCAAUGGACACGAUCUGAGGCACGGUACACCUGAGAGUGCUGCCCAGAUCAUACAGGCGAGUGAGGUGCGUGUGAAUUUUGUGGUGAUGAGACCUGCAGAGACUCAGGAGGAAGGAGGAAGCAGCAGAGAGGGACAACACAGCAGAGCAGCCAGGAGGGCGCCUGAGCCGCAGUACUUCAGGCGCCGGUCCACCUACAUGAAGGAUCCUCCAGGUGGGUUUUCCAGCCAGGAGAAGACUGUGAGCCUGAAGAAGGAGCCUCGUCUUUCCCUGGGCAUCACCAUCGCUGGGGGGAGGGACUGUCGCAGUCGUCUGCCCGUUUAUAUCACGAGUGUGCAGCCUGUUGGCUGUCUCCACCGAGAUGGCACCAUCAAAAGAGGUGACGUUUUGCUCAGCAUCAACGGUGUCGACCUGACCCAGCUGACCUACAGCGAGGCAGUCUCUGUGCUGAAGGUUCAGACAGCUCAGUCCCAGGUGUCGCUCCGUGUCAUCCAGACCCUCUCCGAGGAGUCAGAGGACGACGCAGAGGCUGGCAGCAAGGACGAACUGGACACUCUGGAUGACCCACGAGACGACACCCUCAACUGGACGCCGCUGUGGACUCGCUGGCUGGGAUUACCAAGCCCCAUGCACUGGUGUCGGGACAUUGUCCUGCAGAAGACCAACAACGAGAGCUGGGGCUUCAGUAUCGUCGGCGGCUACGAGGAGAGCCAUGGCCAGCAGCCUUUCUUCAUCAAAACCAUUGUGCCUGGUACCCCUGCUCACUUUGACGGACGCCUCAAGUGCGGCGAUGAGAUCGUCGCGGUGAAUGGAGCCACAACAGUGGGAAUGAACAACUCCUCUCUCAUCCCCAUGCUGAAGCUGCAGAAGAAUAAAGUCACGUUGACUGUGGUGUCCUGGCCUGGGAGUCUAGUGUAGCAAAAACACACCUGCACAUUCACCCUCCUCUCUUUUAAUUAGCCUCUUUAAUCAUAGCACACACACAGAUCCUCGCCCUGCUCAGCUGCAUUCCUGACUGGGCCACUCACUGUCCCUUCCAUAUGUAACUCACUGCUCGGUUACAUUGUUCAGACUGUUGAUCAGUAGUGUAACAUAGAACACAUGUGCUCAAGAACCAUUUGGUGUACAGUGGGAAAGACUCCCCUGAGCGUGGACUCAGCAGUGACCUCCUUGUUUCAGUGUCCUCUCACACUCUCACACAGAUGAUUGAACAAAAUGGGUGUAAUCAGGGUGCAAAGAUGAUGACAAUCAGUGGAUUAUAUCCUUAAGGACAAACUGAAAGGAUAGUUUGUUUUUGGAACAUCUUUUUGAUCCUUUUCUGAAUACUUUAUAUUUUACUUUCCUGUUAUCAUUUGUUAGUCAUGUCUUCACCCAAAGAUGAAAUGUAGUGCUUACCAUAUAUGUAGACAGUUGUGAUGAAGAAUUAUAGAUGACUAUAUAUAACACGAUGGCUGCUGACCGUACAGACUCAUGCCAAAGACAGAUAAAUCCUCCUGUCCUUUAGCUAGUCCUUUAGUGUAGUUUUAUUAACUCUAUUUUGUUUCACUUUUUUUGUUCAACAUUGACUCUAUUUUCCCAUGAUUUUAUGUCUAAGUGAGUAAUGACGACAACAACAAUUUUUUUUAACUGGUCCCGUAUUGAGCAAGAGCGCUGCAGGCAAGGAAACAGGCUGCAGCGUAACUAAUGGGCACAUCACUGUCAAUGUACAUCCAUUAAAUGUGCUUGUUUUUACCUUUGACAGGCUCAGAUUAAUAAGUCCCAUUUCCACCAAACACUUUCAGUAUGGUACCUUUGGAACCACCAGUAACCCUUCAGACAUGGUACCUAGACCCCAGCAUCUUAAAUGUGGGUGGGGUUGUUGUCACUCACUGCUCCGUCCAACACUCUGUAUUACCUCAUUACCGGUGACACAGAUGGAAGUCUGCACCUCGUUGAUCGGCCACAGAACGAGGCUGCAAGCUGACAUUUUCAAAACAAAAUAAAACAGGCUGCAGUGAGAGUCUCUCUCCAUGGGAUAUUUAAAAAUAGCAGGUUUGUGCAUUUAGUCCUUCUCAGGCAAGCUCAGGGGUUUACUGUUGGUGGAGCCCUCACGGAGCGGGGAUUAGAAUUUAUGCUGGUUACGUAAUCCAGUCGAAAUUAAUAUAUAUAAACACUUGAAGAUCCACUCAUUACUAAAAGUGUAUGUCAUAAAAAAACUAAAGUAAUGGUCAAAGUUGUCACAGUGAAAUUUAAGUUAUGCAAAACCAGCCACAACUCAGCCCUGAGCAGAGUGACCGUCCUCUAUUGACCAAUCAACGGACUGCAGUGUUCACAGCUCCACCUCUUAGUACCAGAUCUGUGUGCUAGGUACCCCAACAGAGGGGGGACCAAAAUGGGGACGGUCUGGAGCAGUUUCAUUGGUGCCAUCCACAACUUUUCACAGUGGAAACUGAAAAAAUGUGUACCUAACAGAGCGGUACUGUACCAUACCAUACAGCGUUUGACAACAUUAUUGGAAAGGAUCACUACAGAGGAAAACCUUUUUUGUUUAAGAGUAGAUCCUUUUUGUUAAACCAGAAACAGCUCUGAAGUUGCUUUUGCUAAAUCUACCAGACUCCAAUUCAAUAAACUGUAAUUUCAUCAUGGUAAAACACGCUUCAUUCAAAGUCGGCAGAAACAAUAAAAAGCCACAAAAACUGUCUUGGUUAUUUUUCCCACUGUUCCAACUAUUACUGACCAACUGAAUUUGGUUGAAAUAAACCUUUAAUCCACCCACUUAUUUUGAAAAUAUGCUGGCUCUAAACACCCUAAAAUUAGUGUUUAUUUAAAUGGAGUCUGGUGAUUUUGUCCAUGGUGAUUUCGGGGCUGUUUCUGGUUAAAAGAACUGAUCGUACCUGUAGUGUUCCCUUUCCAUAUGGUACACAAAUGCCCCGAGUGUUUACACUGCAGCCUGUUUCACAGCGGUCUUGCUCAAUACUGGACCAGUUUCAAAAAUGGUUGUCUCCCUUAGUCACUUAGAUGCAAAAAAUAUGAGGAUAAAGGGUCCAGGUUGAAAAAUACAAAAAAUUCCUGUAAAGCUGCAAAAAGAAAAUUUGGUUUUAACAGGAAGGUUGUUGUAAAGCCAGAGGAGAGACCUGCUGUCGCUUUUAGUUUGACACUUUAAUACAAACACAGACAGAAAUGACCAGUUUAAAGGGGCCUAAAGAGUCUGAGAUAUCUGAGCCCCAGUCCUAUCUAAGCCAUAAAAGGAAUCAGUAAAAUAUAACACACUCUUAAACUCAACAGGAAACCUGUGCAGAACAUUUAAUCAGGAUUGCUUUGGAAGGAAACAGCUUGGGUCCAAGUCUAUUUCCUGUUCCUGCUCCUGAUUUAAAUUCUGCAACAGGACAUAAACUUUUAAAAUGUUUAAAACACUGAGCUGGUCAAUAGAAGCAAAUAAUUCUCUUAAUCAAAAGUUUUGUUAGUCUAUAAAUAAGAAAUUCAGCCGACGUGUCCAUUGACCAGUGCUCUGUAUUUAUUUUGACAUGACAUCACACUGAACGACUCUGAUAAAUGGGUGCCUUGUCGACAUUUGAAGGACAAACCAGAAUGUACUUGCCUUAAACUUCACUCUACCAUAAUAUGUUCCCCCCUCCCCUCAUUAAGAACUGUUUAUAGCGGCCGUGUUCAGAUAAAUUUGUGUUACCUCGUUCUUUUCGUGUCAACACAUUCCCAGUGGCCUUUCUCGUGUCUUGAUUGAGACAAAACUUAUUGAAUAAUACAUGUAAGAUUUUGUUUUGGAGUCAGAGUGGUUGUGAUAUAUACAGUAUAUAUACAGUAGGUAAUGAGUGUAUCAGCCCAUCCACUGUUUCAUUAUGUUCAAUAAAAUUAUACCAAAUCAA